This is a messenger RNA of Penicillium daleae, 363 nucleotides long. RefSeq lists its product as uncharacterized. Bases 1 to 363 code for a protein of 120 amino acids. NCBI's taxonomy places the organism in Eukaryota, Fungi, Ascomycota, Eurotiomycetes, Eurotiales, Aspergillaceae. The transcript is spliced from 3 exons. Gene Ontology annotation, molecular function: protein dimerization activity. The record is from RefSeq and is a predicted model, not a curated record.
AUGAUUCUAAAUAAGAGUAUAUAUCGACUAAACGCGCCGAAAGAUAAGAUAGCUAAGUAUCUUGAUAGUGCAAUCGCUACGCUUACGCGGGAUAUUCUUUUAAUACCUGCAACUAGCGCUAGUGUUGAGCGACUCUUUAAUACUACUCGGGAUAUUUACUACUAUCGUAGAGGGAGAUUAAACUCGUCUACUAUCCAAGAGCUUAUAAUAUAUCUCUACGCUACAAAGUUUGAUAUAGAUAAUAAGCAGAGCCCGGAUCAACUUAACGUCGACCCUAUUAGUGAUAACGAAGAAGAGGCUUUUGUCGAUGUAGAGAACGAGGCAGAAAGGGAAGAUAAGGGUGUAUCUAAGGCUAACAACUAA